This is a messenger RNA of Trichomonas vaginalis G3, 309 nucleotides long. RefSeq lists its product as uncharacterized. The transcript has a single exon. Bases 1 to 309 code for a protein of 102 amino acids. The record is from RefSeq and is a predicted model, not a curated record. Lineage: Eukaryota; Parabasalia; Trichomonadida; Trichomonadidae.
AUGCUCCUUCUCUUCUCAAUACUUCUCUCUAUCAAAUGUAUUCCUCUCUUCAUACAAUGCUUCCUCUUCUUGAUCAAGGUCUUCUCUCUCAUCAAAGUGCUCCUCCUCCAUUCUGUCCAUAAUGAGCUUCCUCUCUUCAUUCAAGUCUUCCAUCUCCUUCAUCAAGGUGCUUCCUCAUCAUUGCAUCAUCAGACUCCCACAGAUGUCUCUCUCAAUCUUCUCUCAUCAAAUGCUCCUCUCUUCAAACAAAGUACUUCCUCUCUUCAUCAAGAUGCUUCCUCUUCUUCAACAAAGUACUUCCUUUCAUAA